CCCUUUCCUUUAUCUUUCCUUCGUCGAUCUGUCGUUAUCAUAAUCUUUAACCCUCACCAAAUAAAUCCAAAAACCAACAUUCUUUUCUUUUCCUCGCAAACAAACCCACAUUUCAUCUUCCUCUUCCUCUUCAACAAUACCAUUCAAUUCAACUUGUCUCUUUUGGAUUCAUGGACGCUUCUCAAUGGAAACUGGAAGCUAUUAAUAAUAAUAAUAAUAAUAAUGAUCAAGUAGAAGAGAGGAAGGUAAGGCCACAAGAACAACAACAAGGUCAAGCUCAACCUGCAGGUGGUCCUCUCAACUGUCCAAGAUGCAAGUCAAGCAACACAAAGUUCUGCUACUACAACAACUACAGCUUAACACAGCCAAGAUACUUGUGUAAGGCUUGUAGAAGGUACUGGACUCAAGGUGGCUCCCUCAGAAAUGUCCCUGUUGGAGGUGGUUCAAGAAAGAACAAAAGAUCCACCAUAUCUUCUUCUUCAUCAUCCAUCACCACUGAUCAAGAUACUCAACAUCUUAACUUGUCUUUCCAAGUCCAACAACAAGACUAUCAUCAUCCUCAUAAUCAUGGUUUCUCUCAGUUUCUAAAGCUACCCAAGGUUGAAAAUAGUAGCAACCAACUAAUUUAUCCCUUCGGUUCAAAUUCAAAUCCAGUGUUGAAUGUCCAAGUGGAUGAGAAUGGAGGGUUUCAAGAAAUAAUGUUACCAUUUGGAGUCAUGAUGAACCAACAACACCUUUCAUCAACAAGAACAAUAAGAGAUCAGGGUGAUGGUCAAAACAUGGGUUCCACUGGAUACUGGACUUCAACUUUUCUGGGUGAUUAAUUAAUUAAACCAAAUUAUAUGCAAGUUUAAUUGAAUUGUUUAAUCUUUCUUUGCUAAUGCAUAUGAUAUUUGAAUGG
Messenger RNA from Lactuca virosa, 901 nucleotides. Lineage: Eukaryota; Viridiplantae; Streptophyta; Magnoliopsida; Asterales; Asteraceae. The record is from the annotation of a GenBank genome assembly.